GGGAAAGAACCGGAAUUUGGUCUAAAAUCAUUGGAGGAGUCUUUUUUAGCCAAUCCGAAAAUGGGCGGGGUUAUUACUUGGUCAUACGAUCUUUGUGAAACGAUAUGGAUCAUGUAUAUUUAUAGCGCCGCUGUUAAGGUGUUUGGGACGAUUCCAGAUUUUAAAAUUCAAAAUAUUUUGUUUAUGUUUGACUUGUGCCGAUAGUAUGUCUUUAAACCGUGCAUUAGAUACAUAGUUAAAUGCAAAGGUAUAUCUAUUGAUCCCAUCCCCCUCCAAAAGCUGCAGUUAUUCAUUUGAAGAAAUCUCUCAGCAACCAGUGAGGUUACAUUGAUCUUUUUCAGCAAAUUUUGAUUACUCGUGUAAGAAUGGUUGUAUGCAAUGUAGUAACUGAGCACCACCGCUAGACGUCAUUUAUGGUGCAAGCGUAUCAUCAUUGUUGAUCAAAGCAGGUUUUGCAGUCGUGAUUACAUUGCGUCGUACUUAUCUUUGACUGUAAAAGAAUUUGCCUUGUAUUCCCAGAUUCUCUUGCAGUUAAUUUUUGUUUACAGUUGAAUUGUCAGUUGGAAAUUAUUAUCAUCAGCUUUUAAAAUGAAUAAUCAGCAACAGUUUGUUGUAAAAAGUGAUAAUCGGAAUUCUGAUGCAUCCACUUGCAUUGCAGGUUGUGUUUAUCGAGUAGUACAGACGUCUGGCCCAGAUGGCAGAAAUAUUCUAAACCUGAUCCCACUUCCUAAAACAGCUGGUAACCUUGUUCCAUUGGUUCCAUUGUCAGCUGCAUCUGAUGCAUCAAAAAUGAACAUGUCUUCUGCAGUCCGUAUUCCUUUGCCACCGCAACUUAGUCCUAGCCCAGCUGCUGCUACUGUCUCUGCACCUAUUCGUGUGCCUCCUGUACAACAGCCUGCUUUGGGGAAGUAUAUAGUAACAAAGCCUCCGCCUAAUAUGAUUUCUCAGAAGGAUGUUAUCAGAGUUCCUCCAUUUACUGGGAAUGCUACACCAGUUACAAAAAUUGCUUCAGUGCAAAGUACGUCUGCCCCUGUUACCAAACCAUAUCUGAAUCAGUUAUCCCUGGAGUCUCCAUCCAACAAAAAUGAGAAGGGGUACAUGGUAGUGAAUGCUAGAAAUGUGCCUGGUUCUGUGAAGUCAUCAGUAGUGAUGCCAUCUCUACAUCACGUUCAAAUAGCAUCAAAUGUAGAAGGCAAAUCGGUGAUGCCUACUUCUUCAUUGCCACCUACCCUCCAUAAAAAGAUACUGACAGCUGCUGCUGGUCCUUCUGAAGUUAACAGCCCUUCAAAAACAUCACCAGCUGUUAUUUAUAUGUCACCAGUAAGUUCACUUAAAGCAGCCCCUGUUAAGCAUUUGUCAGCAGUCCCUCCAAAAAUGGUUCCAGAAAUACCUGCUCCCAUACUGCAAACAGCGGCCUCUCCAGGAGUAUUAAACAGCAGUUCUGUUAUACAUGUUGUCCCUUCAGCUGGGCCGUCAGGUAUGAAUGAUCAGCAGGUCCAAGAUGCACCAAUGAAAUGGGUAGUUCAGGAAAACCCGCAGUCUGCGUCACCUUGUCUUGUUCCAAUGGUGUCUUCAAGCAGCACCCCUACAAAUGUUUUAAAAAACUUUUCAGAAAUGAAGUAUAGUGACAGUGGCCCAACAAAUCGUAUGCCAUUAAUUGCUAAUAGCUCUUCAGUAUUAACUGGAUCUCAGCUUGCUCAACUAAAAGACAAUGCUUUAGUUAUGUAUAAUGGAAAAGUUUAUGUACUGGCUAAGCGUGGAUCUGAAGUUGCUGCCAUGCAAGGUGGUAGUCAGAUUUCUCCAUUUACUGUUGCUGGUAGGACAACUAAUGAGGCUCAGCAGAGAAAUGAAAGCAUAAACAUUUUGCAGACUAGUACAGGAAAUCAGAUAUCAAAUAAAGUGGUCAACCUUGUACUGUCAAAAAGUAAAAGUCAAAAUUUUAUUCAGAAAGAUUCUAUUUCCAAAAAAAAUGAUGAUGUAUCAGAUUUUGUUUUAAGGAAUAUAAAAAUAGAACCAGCAGAAGUAUGCAGUUCAGAAAAUGAAAGAUUUCACACUGAUGUUCCUAAGCCUGUUGAAACCAUAAGUGUAGUCCAGAGCAUGAACAUUGAAAAUUUGCAAAGAGAACGUUUCAUGAGGACCAUACCCCCAGAGAAAGAAAGCCAACAUAUUAUCAGCACAGUGCCUGCUGAAAUCACAGCUACAAGGCAAAAUGUCUAUAUUGAAAACUUACAGCGAGAUCAUUUUAGUAAGAUGCCAUCUGAGAAUGAAGGUCCGCAAAGAAAUAAUACAAAGACUGCUGAAACCCCAGCUUUAACAGUACAGAGCAUGAUCUCCGAUAAAGGGCAGUCACGGACUGAGAGCGCAAAACCUGCAGAAACUGCAAACACAACAGUGCAGAAUGUAAGCGGUGAAAAUUUACCCUAUGACACCUCUCUGAGGAACAAAGGCAUUGGAUUUCAGGGGUCUCCAGCUCCCCAAAAGGAAACACAGCAGGAACCCAUGGCCGUUCAGACUCUACAGAAGAAGACCCAGGAGCGCCGCCAGAAUGUUAAAAAGUCACUCCGGGACCUUAGAUGUGAGACCAGGAAGGCUAAAAAGCAUCUGUCAGAAGCAGGACAGAAGAUGUCCUUAAGUGAUAGCGAGCUCAAAAAAAUGUAUGGAAUACAUUCAGAUAUUAAAAUAUGUCUUAAAAGGAUUGUGGUCUCAAGUUCGUCUGCACUGGUAAAAGAUAGUUCAGCUUCCAUUCUUAGUUCUAAUCAAGAAUCUGAUACAGAGGUUAUAUGUAUAACAGGACUACCAUCUGCAGGUAGAAGGCCAGCAAACAGUAAAACUCAACAGCUUCUCAUUAAUUUGGAGUGGGAUUCACCUAAAAGAAGAGCCUCCCCUGGUGCAGUGAGUAGUGCAACCCCAAAGAAGAAGAAGAGUGAAUCAGAUAGUGAACCUGCAGCAGAACCUUUGUAUGACGCAUCUAGGAGACACAGUGUGCAGGUGCCAUCUCCAAAGCCACUUUUUUCAAAACAGAAGAGCUCUCUCAAUUCAGAAGGAUCUGUUCUGGAAGGAGGAUCAGCAGAUGAUUCUCCAAAUGCUGAAUGUUUUACUGAAGAAAGCAGUUAUAGCAAGUCUACAGAUCCUACAAAUGAGGAACUCGAUUCUUCUGAUAAACUCAUUCUCGAGUCUCCAGCUGAUCCUGAUGAGAUUGUGAGAGAUGAGAAAAUAAGAAGGUUGAAGGAGCUGUUAAGGCAGAGGGAAGCAGCAUUAGAAGAAAUUCGAAAAAAGAUGCAAAACACUUAGCUGUUAAAUAAGUGAAUAUUUUGGACACUUGCAAUUGUAUUGCCUUUAGUAUUCACUCUUUAAAGUGUUUGCCCACUGGAACCAGCUAAUUAAAUAAUGUGAGAACAGUUUUAAUUGCAUUUUUUUAAAAAUACUAGAGAACAACAAAAUAACUUCUAUUACAAACUUGAAGAGAAUUUAUCCAGCCACAAAAAAAAAAAAAAAAACAAAACAAAGAAAGAUGCAGCAUUCAUUGGUGUGUAUUAAACGAUUUGUUCUCAUUCAGGCAGAAAGCAAACUUAAGCUCAACACUGAUGCACUUACCUGUUAGAGUCUUGCAGUCUUUCUCCAAUGAACUCUAACUUGCAAGCACAGAGCUUGAAUUUAACACCAUAUUUAAAUAGGUGGAGCUUGUAAGGCCAACAGUGACCCUUUUCAGACUAAUAAAAUAAGACUACCUGUUCACUUAGAAUCCUGUUCAAAGUAGGGCAUGAUGGCCUUAAGUUUUCUGUAAAUUAACGAUUGUUUUUUGAAUGACAAAAACGUAAACACCAUGAUUUCCACUGAGGAAUGACUAGUACUCUUCAUGGUGAUGAUCAUUGUUUUCACAAGUUGUGGGACUCUUCAACAAGUUGAGACUGUAAAAAAUAUUAAACUGCAAAGUGCAAAAUCACCUCCCGAUGUUAACUUCAUUUUUGUGUUCAGGAUUGGAUUAAAAAAGAUUGUUACCACAACAUACAAGUGGCAGCUACCUGUUUUUAUUAAAUCAAAAAGUCUGUAUUUCCACUAUGUAACCUUUGAUUUCAGUCUUCAUUAACGAAUCCUUAACCUUUACACAACCAUUUGACUAGAAUUUAUAGUUAGCCUUUGACAUCAUUUCAAGUAUUUUGAUCUCUAUGGAUAUUUUUAAGUUAAUAUAUUAAUUUGGAUUUUGGGGCUGGUGUAUUUAUACAUUUAACUGUUCCACCAACAUUUAGUAAAUGCUACAGUGCCCAGGCCCAAUUUGCAUUUGUGCGUGCUGUUUGGGCAUUGUAAUGUUUUUGCUUGCAGAUUUUAUUUUUUCUUGUAUUUGUUAUUAGACUGCAUUUCAAAAUGGUACAUGAAACGUGUUGCAUUUUGUUGCAACUGAACUUUUAUUGGAAAUAAAAUGAACUUUUCUACUUUCUGUAA
This is a messenger RNA of Protopterus annectens (West African lungfish), 4440 nucleotides long. RefSeq names its product ligand-dependent nuclear receptor-interacting factor 1-like. NCBI's taxonomy places the organism in Eukaryota, Metazoa, Chordata, Ceratodontiformes, Protopteridae. The transcript has 5 exons. Gene Ontology annotation, molecular function: nuclear retinoic acid receptor binding. The record is from RefSeq and is a predicted model, not a curated record. The coding region runs from base 589 to 3291 and encodes 900 amino acids. Gene Ontology annotation, biological process: regulation of DNA-templated transcription.